This is a messenger RNA of Melampsora larici-populina 98AG31, 699 nucleotides long. RefSeq lists its product as uncharacterized. Gene Ontology annotation, cellular component: mitochondrial inner membrane. NCBI's taxonomy places the organism in Eukaryota, Fungi, Basidiomycota, Pucciniomycetes, Pucciniales, Melampsoraceae. Gene Ontology annotation, biological process: mitochondrial respiratory chain complex IV assembly. The transcript is spliced from 6 exons. The record is from RefSeq and is a predicted model, not a curated record. The coding region runs from base 1 to 699 and encodes 232 amino acids.
AUGAAGCUGCUGACCCAAGCUGAAGAAGAUGCGCAUUAUCAAGCCGUCCUAAAAAAUGGCGCGACUUGGGGAACGACCGGCCUGGCCGCUGGGAUGGCUGGAGCUAUCGCUAUGAACCGGUAUUGGGCUGGCUUCAGGGGUUUAACACUACCUCUGAAAGCUUUCGCAGUGACCUCCGUCGCGACCUUUGCGUUGAUUGUUGGCGCUGACCGUGGCUCGCGAGCCUACGACCAGCAAAUAAUUGAGAAAAUGGGAAUAGGUUGGGGCGAUGAAAGUCUGGAACGCAAAUUGGGUCUUACCGACAGACUGCAAGAGCAGAAGAGCCGUUCCAGCGAAAACAUGAGUAAAAAAGCCAAAUGGCUUGAACAUUUUAAAGAUCAUCAAUAUCAUUAUGUAUUAGGCAGUUGGGCCGCAUCCAUGGUCGGCUCUUUCGGGUUCAUUGCAACUCAACCAAUGCCGUUCACUCAAAAGCUUGUUCAGGCGCGGAUGUAUGCCCAAGGCCUAACAGUCGCCGUGGUCAUGGCUUCUGCUGCCUUAGCUAGUGCUUCGACGGGUGAUGCAGGGCUUGAAGAUGAAAUUCAAGGCAGAAAAGAAAGUUUGAUGUACAAAUUCAAACGAGGGUCUCCUCAUGAAUUAUCAGAACGUCGACUACGUGAACAGCACCGGCGAGAGUAUGUUGAGGGUGAAUCUGAUGAGUGA